Molecule: messenger RNA, 1972 nt
Organism: Raphanus sativus (radish)
Lineage: Eukaryota; Viridiplantae; Streptophyta; Magnoliopsida; Brassicales; Brassicaceae
Exons: 2
Coding region: 270-1895 (541 amino acids)
Source: RefSeq, a predicted model, not a curated record
AAUGUAGGCAAUAAGACAUGAUGACUAUGAUUAAAAUUAACUUUUGAGAUAGGAGAAAUAAACGGAUUAAAGUAAAGUGCGCGCAUGAUGACUAUGAUUAAUAUGCAUAGGGCGGAUCCCUUUAGACCGACGGAAGUGAAUAAUCAACGGCUGGAUUAGAAAAGCAAAACCAAAAGCUUAACGCAAAAGAAUAAUAAAUCUGUCCAUCGAGACAAAUGAGACCUUAGCGGUGUUCACGAGACAUUUGCGUUACAACCCACCAAUCCACCAUGGUCCGAUUGGACAAUCUCUCCGACGAAGACUUUGUAAACUUGGAUCUGUCCGAUGAAGAUAGAGCAAGCUUACAUCAGAGCGAUGAAGAUAGUAAAUACUUCUUUCAGUUAUGUGAAGACGAGGUGAAAGGAGUGAAGCUUCCUGGUCACGACCAUCCUAUGUCUUUUCUCGCUCGUGCGGUCUAUUGCAGUGGCUGCACCGAGAUAAAUGAUAGCGGAGGCUACCAUUGCUCUGACUGCGACAUGUACUUGCACAAAGAAUGUGCCGAGUCCCCUUCGGAGAUUAACCAUCCUUCUCACACGCGCCACCCACUCACACUUCUCACGCGUGGAGCACCAGAUGACUCCCACAUCAACUCAUGUCGCUUGUGCGGAGGAAAGUUUAGGAGACUCAUCUACCAUUGCACCGAAUGUGAAUUCACCUUGGAUCCAGCAUGCGCCCGGAAUCCACCACCGCUUAUUGUUUACCACCCAAAGGGGCAUGAGCAUUUACUCACACUCAUGCCUAGGCUUAUUUUCUUUACUUGCAACGCUUGUGGGAUGGUUGGUGAUCGGUCUCCUUAUGUAUGCCCACAAUGUGAUUUCAUGAUCCAUAAAGAUUGUAUCUACUUACCCCGCGUCAUAAACAUCAAUCGUCACCAUCAUCGCGUUUCUCGUACUUAUUUUCUUGGUCUUAGAAAUUGGGUAUGUGGAGUUUGUCGUUUGAAGAUUGAUGGGAAAUACGGGGCUUAUUCUUGCUUGAAAUGUCCUCAGUACGCUGUUCAUUCAAGAUGUGCCACGAGAGAGGAUGUAUGGGACGGGGAAGAACUAGAAUAUGAACCCGAAGAAGAGAUGGAAGAUGUUGAACCCUUCAAGGUGGUAGGUAAGAAUCUCAUUAAUCAUUUUACUCAUGAAGAACACAACCUAGGAUUCAAGGAAGGUGGUGGUGGUGGUGGUGAGGAGAGCAUGCGUUGUCGCGCAUGCGUCCUUCCUAUAGAUCUAGAUUCGUUUUACAGUUGUGUUGAUUGUGAUUUUAUCCUCCAUGAGGUAUGUGCGAAUCUUCCUAGAAAGAAGCGACAUGUACUACAUAACAGCCCACUUACACUCCAGAAAAAUAUUCCACAUCACAAGCUAUACAAGGGUGUUUUUCGGUGCUCUGCCUGCAAAGAGUUCUCUAGCGGAUUCAGCUACAUAGGUUCUGGUAUUCAGUUAGAUGUGCGGUGCGGUUCCAUCACUGAGCCCUUUGUUCACCAGGGUCAUCCUCAUCCCUUAUUUUUCACUUUACCAGAUCCAAAGACAUGCCGGGCUUGUGGCAUCUGGCAAAAUAAGGCGAGUACUGGUCAGCAUUGGUGUGAUAUAUGUGAAACACGAUUGAAUCCCAACAAAUAUUUUUACACAUGUGAAGAUUGUGCCAGCACUCUUCACGUUCACUGUGUGCAUUUAGAAGGCUUGUUACACGUCAAACCGGGGGACAAAUUAUCAUACUUUGGCUACGGUUUUGAGAUGGUUCUAGGAAAUCGCAUCAACAGGCCACGUUGCGAAUCCUGCUACGAGCUAUGCGUAGGUUCCUUUCUACAGAGCACUGACUACAAAGAUAUGUACGCAUGUUCUAAAAGUUGUUUGUAUGAAUUUCCCCAGUGUUGAGUUUUCUAGGAUAUAUAAUGCAGUUCUUAUGUGUCUUUUGAUUAAUCUUUUUUGUAUAAUAUAUAGCUUUCUUGUAA